AUGAAUAAUUAUUUAGUCGAUAUUAGUCAACCCAUACAAAGACUUCACAAAUGGCCUAUUAGAAAUAGAUCAAGCCAGGAGUCACACUAUUCAGCCAGGUCCAGUUGGUUAGUGCCACUCAGUAGAACUUGCCUCAAUAUGCUGGUGCCGAUAUUCACAUUGAGGCUGAAUCACAAGAUCAACCCACGUCAGGUCACAGUAGGGAAAUAUGAUGGAAGCCAUCCAUGUUUAACUUGUGCUACAACUGCAGGCAAAGUAUUUAUUCAUAACCCUCACACUAGAGCUCAGACGGGAGGUAGACUUGCGGGUACAACAGACAAUGACAUCACACUACUCAAUAUUAACCAAUCAGUGAGCGCGGUUAGCUCUGGAAAAUUAGAUGUAAAUUCAGAAAAUGAUCUCCUCGCAGUUGGAACUCAAACUAAUGUUCUGGCAUAUGAUGUCAAUAAAAAUUCAGAUGUAUUUUACAAAGAUACUCCAGAUGGGGCAAACUCUAUAGUCUUAGGUACCCUUGGCUCCAUAGAUUCCCCUUUAGCCAUAGUGGGUGGUAACUGUUCAAUCAUGGGCUAUGACAUAGAGGGAGAAGACAAGUUCUGGACUGUCACUGGGGACAAUGUAUGCUCCCUAGCACUCGUUGACUUCAAUGGAGAUGGAAAGGAUGAGUUGAUAGUUGGAUCUGAGGAUUUUGACAUCCGUGUCUUUGAAGAGGAUAUCAUAAUGUCUGAGAUGACAGAGACGGAGGCUAUAACAUCACUCUGCCCAAUGCAGGGGUCAAGAUUUGGCUAUGCACUUGCAAAUGGAACAGUUGGCGUUUACGAUAAAACAGCAAGAUAUUGGCGAAUAAAGUCUAAGAAUCAUGCAGUGACAAUCCACAGUUUUGACCUUGACUCUGAUGGUGUUCCCGAACUGAUCACAGGCUGGAGUAAUGGCAAGAUUGAUGCGAGGAGUGAUAGGACAGGUGAAGUUGUCUUUAAGGAUAACUUCUCAACUGCUGUUGCUGGCAUAGUAGAGGGUGACUAUAGAAUGGAUGGAAACCAACAUCUGAUUUGUUGCUCAAUAGAGGGGGAAAUAAGGGGCUACCAAGCUGCACGUCCUGAAAUGAAGGGAAACCUCAUGGACAACAACAUAGAACAAGAUACAAUUAGAGAACUAAGUCAACGAAAACAGAAUCUAUUACUAGAGUUAAAGAAUUAUGAAGAGAAUGUGAAAGCUGCCCACUCAAACCGUCCAUCAGGUCUUGGAGAUCUAGACUCACAACAGAUGGGUAUAAUCCCUGCCAACACUCAGCUACAGACCACACUAUGUGUGAAUCCCGGAACAGAGAAGAAACCACCACAUGUAGAACUAACCAUAUCAACAACAAACGAUUGUCAGAUACGAUCUGUCCUUAUAUUUGCUGAAGGAAUAUUUGAGGGGGAAAGUCAUGUAGUUCAUCCACCACAGAGUAGCUUAUCUAGUGAAAUAAAAGUUCCAAUCAUUCCACCUAAAGAUGUCCCUGUGGACUUACAUAUAAAAGCUUUUGUAGGUUAUAAAAAUAGUUCGCAAUAUCAUGUGUUUGAGUUGACUAGACAACUGCCAAGAUUCUCCAUGUACGCGCUUUACCAUGUUGAGGCCCCUAAACCAAUCAGCAUGGUGUCCUUCCACAUCAACGACAGAAUAAAUCGAGUGCUAAUGUGGAUAAAUCAGAAUUUCCUUCUUCAAGAAGACUACACAGCUGAUGGUGAUCUAAACAUCACAUUCAUGUCUCUUAGAGGGGCUGGAUCUCUCAUACUUCAAAUGAACCAAAAUGGACAGGUGAAUAUCCUGACUGAUGAUAUGGACAUAGCUGGUGAUGUGAUCCAAGCACUGUGUGUGUUCCUCAAUAUUGAAGACCUGCAGGUCCAGGCAGACUUCCCUGCUAUUAUGGAGGCUCUGAAGAUCACAUUGCUCAAGGUGGAUGAGAUUCACACUGUACGACAGAAGUUGACAGCUGAGAUGGCUGACCAUUCUAACUUGAUUCGUAGUCUGGUGGUGCGGGCUGAAGACGCAAGAAUCAUGUCAGAUAUGAAAAAUAUGAGGAAAGGUUACAUGGAACUGUAUGACUUGAACAGAGACUUGAUCAAUGGCUACAAGAUUAGAUCUAACAACCACACAGAGCUACUAGCAUGUCUUAAAAUGGUCAAUCAAACAAUACAAAAGUCUGGUAAUCUAAGAGUGGGUAAACCAAAAACACAAGCCAUAGCUGAAUGUAGAACAGCCUUCAAAGCCAACAAUAUCGCAGGACUCUUUAAAAUCAUCAAAACUGGUUCAUCCUGAGACCUGUACAGUGGAUAUAGAAAGUUUCUUAUUAUCAAUACUUCUGGUACAUCCUGUUUAUCUCAUAGAAAGUAGAAACUGAGUUUUCUCAAUUCAUUUCUACUUGAACAAUUUUACAAGUCAAAUAUCACACACUUGGUGCAAGUUGUGAGAAUAGUUGGAGUCAACGUGAAGAUGAACAACUGGGAAUAGAGCUCUCGAAAAACCAUGAUUUCAUCACUGUUUCAAUUUUACUUUUACCAAUCUGCCUUCUAGUAUAAUGACGGAGUUUAUCUUUCACAAGGGCCUGCUGACUUUCUGCUGAUUACUACACUCAUCCAACUUGCAACCUGUUGAAAAUACCAGGCCAAAGGAGCAGUGAAAUGGUUCAGACUGCCAAAUAAUUGAAACAUGUUAUCAAGGAAUUGUCACAAUUCUGGUUGGAGUUGACACAAUUUUUGAAACCAUUAAUUGUAUCCUCAUUGUCUGUCCAAAUCAACUGUUUCUGGUAUGCCCUGUACUACUUGUUUAAAUGAUCUCAUCUCACUAUGUCAAAGUCCGUCCAGUUAUUCACUCGAUAUUAUUAUAUUUUUUAUGGAACAAAAAUAAGCAAUUUAUUCCUUGCAUGACAUCCUCCGAUCACAGACGGCUUCAAAAUGCAGAAUAUAUUCAUCCUUUUUACCCCCUGCGAUAAGC
Molecule: messenger RNA, 2970 nt
Organism: Owenia fusiformis
Lineage: Eukaryota; Metazoa; Annelida; Polychaeta; Sabellida; Oweniidae
Source: the annotation of a GenBank genome assembly